CGGCGGAGCCAGGGGCACACCCCCUCCGCCUCCCGACCGUCCGUUCGUCUGUCCGUCCGUCCUCCUCGCAGCGCCCGCCGCCCCCCGCCCGCCCGGGGCGCGCAGCCCAGGGACGCCGCGGGGGUGAUGCCAGAAGGAGCCCGGCAUGCCGUACCUGGACCGACAGAACCGGAUCUGUGGCUUCCUGGACAUCGAGGAGAAUGAGACCUGUGGCAAGUUUCUGCGGAGGUAUUUCAUCCUGGACACCCAGGCCAACCACCUCCUGUGGUACAUGGACAAUCCUCAGAACCUGGCCAUUGGAGCAGGUGCUGUCGGAUCCCUGCAGCUGACCUAUAUCUCCAAGGUUAGCAUUGCCACCCCAAAACAGAAGCCUAAAACUCCGUUCUGCUUUGUUAUCAACGCUCUCUCCCAGCGCUAUUUCUUGCAAGCCAGUGACCAAAAGGACCUGCAGGACUGGGUGGAGGCACUGAACAGGGCCAGUAAGAUCACGGUGCCAAAGGGUGGCAGCGUCCCGCCGGCCACAGAGAUCACAAAGCCUCCAGUGGUGCCCCAGGCCCAGGAGAGGAAGCCCCAGGUGGCCUACAAAACUGAGAUUGUUGGGGGGGUGGUGGUCCACACGCCCAUCUCCAUCAACCAGGACGGGGAGGGCAGCGAGGUGGGCACACACCCUCUGCUGAGGCGCUCACAGAGCUACAUCCCCCCCUCGGCCACCAAGCCCCCAGCCGGGCCAGCCCCGCUCAAGAGCGGCUUCUGUGUCAAGCAGGGCAAUGUGAGGAAGAGCUGGAAGCGGCGGUACUUUGUUCUGGAUGAGUUUUCCAUCAGUUACUACAAGUGUGAGCAGGACAAGGAGCCUUUGCGUUCGAUUCUCUUGAAAGAUGUUUGCAAGACCCACGAGUGCCUGGUCAAGUCUGGUGACCUCCUGAUGCGAGACAACCUUUUUGAAAUCAUAACGAGCUCCAGGACCUUUUACAUCCAGGCAGACAGCCCCGAGGAGAUGCACAGCUGGAUCCGGGCAAUCACAGCCGCAGUGCAGGCCCUGAAAACCCGCCCCAGGGAGAUGUCCUUUAUGAGAUCCACCUCCGUGGCCAGGCCCGGCGGCGCCUCGGGCCCCUCACAGGCGCGGCCGUCGGCGGAGGAGCGGCGAUCCUCGUGCAGGGCGCCCUCCACGAGCUCCUGGCAGCCCUGGACGCCGGUGCCGCGGGCCGAGGGGCAGCAGCCGGGGCUGGGGGCGCUGCCAGCCCCGCUCAGGGACUCCUCGGGGUUGGUGCCGGCGCUGACGGAGCGCCAGGCCGGGCCCGGCACGCGCCUGCGGCACCGCUCCGAGCCGCAGCCCCUCAAGGAGAAACCGUUCGCCUUCGACCUGGACGAUGAAAGCAUCCGGACCUCUGAUGUCUGAGCCUCCCCGGGGUCCCUGUGGGGCGGUUUGGGGCAUGCAAAGUGCUCCCUUCCCUCCGGCACAGCCUUUCCCUGCGAUGCAGGAUCUGUCUGCACACACCCUGCUCUGCGGGGUGUGGGGUCCCUGGCUGCUCCUGCCCAGGCCUGGCCCCGCUGGUUCCACGUUUGGAAGGUGCUUCUUGGCGCUGCUGGCGCUCGCUGUGCAGGGCAGGAGGUGCUGGGGACCAGCACGAGGGGACAUCUUCUGCAAUUGCAUUGUUUCCCCCACAAACCAGGUCUGGAGGAAGUGGCAGGAGGUUUUGAAGGCGUGACACGGGGAGUGUGGCCUUUCUUGUGUUUGUAAAAUGUUUCUCUCCUCGUUUCUGCUGCUCAGACUCCCCAGGGCAGAGCUGGGAGCCACCAGCUUGCAGCUGCCCACACAGGGGACUCACUGCAGCUUCCCCUUACAGUGACUUAUUCCCUCAGAGACCGGAUCUUCCCACUGCCCACACAAAGGUUUAUCAGCAAUCUGCUGGCUUUUAAUUAUGUCUCUUUAUACCUGUGGCUCCUGUUGGACCCAGCCUGGGCAGGUGCUCAAGCCCUCCAAAGGCUUUUGGUACUUCCUGAGCAUGAGCCAGGGCAGGCAGCCGGAGCAACAGUGGCUCCCAGGUGGGAGCAUCCUCAGGUGUGACGUUGGUUUGGCACUACUCACACCUGGGCACAGGUAGCUGUGCCAGAUGGUGAAGGGCUUUUAGUAAAAAGCAAUGAAAACCAGCCCUGAUGGAGCUGGGCAGACUUGUCCGGCCAACUCCCUCACUGCCUGCCCGAGAUGGAAAGCAGCAGGAGUUUCUAGAGCAAUGUGAAUCGUCGUUUCCAUAACCAAAUGAGCUCCUGUAGGUGUGAUAAAUAGUGUGUAGAAAGUUCAGGUGUUCCCUUGGUGGAGAUCUGAUACCUUCACCCCACAAGUGUGUGCAAUCCCCGCUUGCCGAGCCAGAACUCAGCUCCCCUUUCACUUCCCUGGCUGUGACACAUGCUCUGCUCUGCAAGCUCAGCCCAGUGUGUUCCCCAGGAGCAGAACAUCUGGGCUGUCCCAGCCCUUUUGGGGCCUCCAGCUGUUUGACAGCUGUGCCUGAGCCUUGAUUAGCCUGACUGACCUCAAUGUGAUGCCAGUUGUACCUUCCUGCCUCAGUCCCCGUGGGGCUGCUGUGGGGUGGGCAUGGCACAGGUACCUCCCUGCUGCUGGGGAAGGCAGGAAUGGGGUCCCUCAAGUUCAGGAGGAAGAAAGUCUCAAAGGGGAUUUUGUGCUGAAGAACACAGACACCGUGAAAAUGAGUGGGAAUCAGUGCAAACGGUACAGGGGCGAGUGUUAAUGUUAUUUAAUUGUAGCUACCUAGAUCCUGCUGUUCCUUUUUCUGCUCCUUUUUGCUUUGUUUGCACUAGAGUUUGAAACUUUCAUUUUUUUAGGCUGACUUGCUGUUUGGCUCCUAACACUGUUUCAAGAAUGUUUUAGUAGUUUUGGCAAGCCCAUCCAUCAGAGUUGCAGCGUUGUGAUCUCAGUUUUGGAGAGCAGGGAACGCAGAGGGAUGAUGGUUCUUUUGUGCAAGGCCUUGGAACCACAGACUCCUGAGUAUUCCUGGUGCUGGAUAAUUGCACAGUUUCCUCAGGCCUGGGAAGGUAAAGCAGAGGAUUGUUGCACAAUUAAGGUAAUUAUCCAGGAGCAGAAACUACCAGUGGCUCCAGCAAUAUUGCAACAUUCCUCUUGCUGGUUCCCACCCUCCUGCAUCCCUAGGACAGCAGAGAGGCUGAAGGUGAGGUUCAAACAAGUGUGGAGCUCAGCUGGGCUCCAGAGCCAUCCAGAGCACAGCUGGUGUUGGGAGGGAGGGAUUUCCCUCCUGUUCCAAAGUGCUGGGUGGGUGCAGCCAGACCUCGAUGGAGCUUUGUGGUUAUUUUAAAGCAAACUGGUUUCUCCUCAGCUCUGCGUUUGCUCCUGGCAUCCCCCUGGGACUGCUCCCUCCUGUGCUCUGGGGCUUUGCUGGGGGUGCUGCAGAUUCGGGGUGCCUUGUGGAGGGCAGAGCAGUGGGAGAGAGGGGUUUGCUAUUCCCACGUGGUUCCAGAAGUUUCUGGAAGUGCUGGCUGGGGAUUCCAAGUGCUCUUAGGGCUGGGGCAGUGCUCGUGACUCCUGGGGUGGGGGCUCCCUGCCUCCCACCCCUCGCCUGUACAUGCUGCAAUGCCCUUUCUCCCCUGUGUUUUUAAAUAAAGAAGGAAAUCCCAGUUA
Molecule: messenger RNA, 3649 nt
Organism: Camarhynchus parvulus
Lineage: Eukaryota; Metazoa; Chordata; Aves; Passeriformes; Thraupidae
Gene: PLEKHA2
Product: pleckstrin homology domain containing A2
Exons: 12
Coding region: 146-1396 (416 amino acids)
Cellular component (GO): membrane; cytoplasm
Molecular function (GO): PDZ domain binding
Source: RefSeq, a predicted model, not a curated record